Messenger RNA from Rhopalosiphum maidis (corn leaf aphid), 3606 nucleotides. It is a transcript of the gene IntS2, whose product is annotated as integrator complex subunit 2. NCBI's taxonomy places the organism in Eukaryota, Metazoa, Arthropoda, Insecta, Hemiptera, Aphididae. The coding region runs from base 1 to 3423 and encodes 1140 amino acids. Gene Ontology annotation, cellular component: integrator complex. The record is from RefSeq and is a predicted model, not a curated record. The transcript has 16 exons. Gene Ontology annotation, biological process: snRNA 3'-end processing.
AUGGCGGUUAAUUUAAACGUGUCGCAUAAAGUGUUCCAAGCAUUGCUUAACGUUGAUAUACAAGAACUAUGCAAGUUGUCGGCAAAAGACAUCCGUCCAGUAUUACCAUGUCUGGUUCGAAUGAGCUUAAUAUCAUCGGCAGACAACAUGGCAGAUUAUGCCGAUGGCAAGAAGGACAUACUUACACUGUUGUCGGGAAUAGAACUUGUCAAUUCUAUUGUUGCACUGUUGUCAAUUGAUUUUCACUCAUUAGAAAUAGAUGUUAAAAAAGAACAAAUAUUAAGACAAAAAUUGGGUAGUACUCAGGCUGAUAGUGUUCUUAUUCAUUCGCUACAAAAUCCAUUGUCCCUGGAAUUUGAGAGAAGUGACUCUACUCGGCGGUUGAGACUUGUUUUGAGUGAAAUCUUAUAUAUUUCUUCACAGAUUCAAGAACACCGUGAAAAACAACAUGCAUUACAAACUUCAAUAAAUUCAGAAUUUUAUAUCAAGCAGUCAGAUUUAUUUGAUUACCCAGUCUACAUACCAGAAGUUUGUGAUGUAUUAAAUAUUGCUCUUUCUGAAUUACCAGCUAUACUUACAGUUCAAGACAUUGCAGAAGUGUUGCUUCAUGUUAAACAUGGUCCAAUUUUCAUUUGUUGGAUUGUAGCUAAUUUUCCUGAUUGUUUUUAUGAUGUUUGUACAAGCUUAAUACAAAACUCAGAAAGAUAUGAAGAAGAAAAUGGCGGUAGUCGUAUUCGAAUGGAAGUCUUAACCCAGUUAAGUGCUAUGUAUCCACCUGCUGCGCUUGUGAUUCGUGCUAAAUGUGUCGAACUUAGUAAAAUGCCUGCAUUAACUAUCAUGUUGACAUUAGAAAAUAAAAUUUCCAAAGUUUCAUAUCUGAAUAAUGUACAAAGUAAUAAUGACCUUGUGACAUUCAUUUCUGGCUUGUUACUUGGAAAUGACCCACAGGCUAGAAGUUGGUUUUCUCUUUUUAUCCGACAGAAGAGAACAAAAGAUUCUGUAAAUUUUGCUGUUCAAAAUAUGCGUGACGAGUUAUUAUUACAAUUACAAAACUUAUUGAAAAAUGUUAAAGACAACACUUUACCCAACACAAGUGUUGUAGAAUCUACUGUACUACUUAGACUUUAUUGUGCAUUGAAAGGAAUAGCUGGUAUCAAAUUUCAGGAAGAAGAAAUCACUUCGCUCAUGUCCUUAGCUACAUGUUAUCCACCCUCUACACCAGAAGGUGUUAGGUUUGUCACAAUUUCAUUGUGUAUAAUGAUAUGCUGCAAUACUUUACUUGCUAGUUCAGAAAAUGAAGCUAAAUGUGUGCAAUGGUUAAAGAGAUUAGCAGGAAGCGAGUCACCUUUCUUUGGAAAGCCAACUGACACAACUGCAAGUUUUGGAGAAAUGUUACUGUUGAUGGCUAUACAUUUCCAUAGUAGCCAACUAACAUGGAUUUGUGAUCAUAUGUGUAAUACGUUAGGAAUGAGAAUAAAUAUCAGACAAAGCACAAUGGGAAAAAUGAAACAAAUUUUCACUCAAGAUGUAUUUCCUGAACAAGUUGUAGCUUCUAGAAGUGUUAAUAUACCUGUCACACCAAAUCUAAAUGCCACUAUGUCUGGAUUUUUGCCAAUUCACUGUGUUUUACAGUUAUUAAAAAGCCAAGCUUUUACAAAACAUCGAGUUAACAUAAAAACGUGGAUAUAUAAUCAAAUUUGCGCAAGUGUUUCGCCAUUACAUCCAUUACUACCUUCUUUAAUUGAAGCUUAUGUCACUUCUAUAUUAGUGGUACCCAAUAAAGCUACACAAGAAUUAGCUGUUAAUCAGCCAAUUACAGAAGAAGAAAUUUUAAAGGUUUUUGGUGAUAAGGUAUUAGACCAAGGUGGUAAUGAGAAUUUUACAGCCCAUCUUCUAUUGCUGUAUUAUUUACUCUUAUACGAGGAAAACAGUAUGUCUUUGGCUUCUCAGCCCAAUAGAUUACAGUUAGUUGGACUGAUCAGGUACAAAACUGAAUUCUUGGCUGACAUCCCAAUUCGAUAUAUAAUUCAACAAGCAGAAAAAGAGCAUCCUUAUUCUAGUUUGUUUUCUACUCUAUUAAGACUUUUGGCCACACAUUUUCCUCAUUUGUCUCUAGUUGAGGACUGGAUGGAAGAUACAACAUCAGAAAGUCAAUUUGUAUUGCAACACAAAGCUAAAAAUAUUACAACAGAAAUGAUAGAAAGUGGUUUAAGCAUGAUGGUUGAACGCCCAGAAAGAGCUGGAAUUGUAUUGAAAAGAUUGUAUGCUGAACGUCCAAUUAAAAUUUGGCCAUUUGCACCUACCAUAUUAAAAUUUCUGCCAAACACAUUAGAUUCUAACGUUUCAAGAUAUAUUCAAGAAUUAUAUAAAAAGGUUUGGUUAAGACUUAAUACAGUUUUGCCCCGCAGUUUGUGGGCACUUACUAUUAAAGCUUUACAACAUAACAAUGGAGCAAGUGCAUUAAAAGAGGAAAAUUUAAUUCAGGACCCUUUACAAGUUUUGCAAUGUGAUGCCAGAGUUUAUAGGUGUCCGACAGUUUUGAGUAUUGUAAUCCGAGUAUUGCAAUCAUCAUUAGCAGCUUCAAGAAGUCAUUUAUCUCGUCUAGUCAAUCAAAAAAUAUUUGCGACUGGGCAAUUAACUCAAACUAAUAAUCGUGAAGAAUACAAAAAUGUGUUGACAGCUGCACAAGACAGUGCUGCAGUGCAACUUUUAUUAGAGGCUUGUUUGGAAACUGAAGAUGAUCGAAAAUCAUUUUCUAACAUGAUGACAUUGAGAGAAGUAAGAGGUGUUGUUUGUUCAUUUUUACAUCAAAUGUUUAUUGCUGAUCCUCCACUCGCAAAAUUAGUGCACUUCCAGGGAUAUCCAAGAGAAUUACUUCCAGUUACCUGUCUAGGAAUUCCAUCCAUGCAUAUUUGUCUAGAUUUUAUAGCAGAACUUUUAAGCCAACCAGAUUUCCAAAAACAGAUAUUUGCUAUUGAUCUUAUUUCAAAUAUUUCCCAACAAUAUCCAUUGCCAAAAUCAUUAAGCUUAGCACGUUUAGCCAUUAACACAAUGUACACCUUUCUGUCGGUAUUAACACAAGAAGACCGCCGUGAACUCUAUAUGCCUACAUUACCAGCAUUAGUCAGAAUAUGUCAGGUAUUUCCCACUCUUAGCGAAGACUGUAUAACAUUCUUAAAUCAACUAGGCCGCAUGUGCGUGUCAGUUACAUCUGUACGUUCGGAUAUAUUUUUAUUACCUGCUGCAGCCCAGAGAAGUGAAGAAAUGGAGGGACCAAAACUUAGAAUGCGACGAGUUCCAAAACCAGAUAUCUUUGAUGAACGCACAGAUAUUGCGGUAGCUAAUAAGUUAUUUGCUCAACAGGUUGAACUAACUGUUAAAGAAAUAUUACAGAAUUGUUUGGAAAACAAUGCAAGUGCUUGACUAAUUUUAAAGAUGCCUUUGUAACAACAAAAUAAUAGUGCUAAUAAAAUUGAUGUCUUAAAAAAGUGUUAUGCGCGAUAAAAAUUACUAUAUCUACUUAGCAGUAUUUGUAAUUAAUUUUAAAUUCCAAGUGUAUCAAUGAAUGUAUUGGUUUUAUAAUAUGUUAUUAAAUAAAAAAAAAAC